AUGGCGUCGAGUCUUCACCAUAUCCCUCUUGGUCCGAUGGAUCACAUGCCACCACCAACACCUCAGCCUGGUAUCAUCUACUUCCGCAUCCAGCCUGGUGUAUUCGAGCAGCUAAAGGAGGGCUUGUAUCAGACUUUCUUACAAACACCGUGGCUCAAUGGAAAGAUAUAUGCACAGUCGCCCGAGACUCCGGGCUGGCGACCGGGCCAACUUGAGAUUCGCUUCAACCCAAAUAUUGACGACACUGGCAUGCCCAAGUGUUAUCAGCUCCGAUAUAAUGAGCUAGAGACGUCUCUGUCUCUAGACGACCUCGAAAUGAGCGGGUUUCCCGUCGAUAACUUCGAUGACGAGCAGCUGACCUGGGUGUCGUACAAGCCUCAAGGGACGAAUUUCAACGAAGGUUUCGAGGUGGUAGCGGCCCAGGCCAACUUCAUCCCAGGCGCUUGCCUUCUGGUACCGUCUGUGCAUCACGCGGCCUGUGACGCCAUCGGUAUGGGUGUCUUCCUCAAGCUUUGGGGGGACCAGUGCCGAAUCCUGAGCUUAGGGAGCCAGGGCAGCUCUGACUCGGUUGCACUGCUUCCGCCCGAGAGCUGGGAUCGAACCCUCCCAGCUCGCAUAUGGCGCAAAGAAGCAACAGGCCACACGGUGGCAGAGGUGUCUCCCGAGACGUGGCAGUUGAUCGGACUGAACCCUCCAGGGCCACACACAGAUGGUCUCAGCCCAGCGAAGAGAGUUAAAGUACCUCCCCGUGCCCAAACGAUGACAUCUCGGAUUUAUUACAUGCCAGCCACGGCUUUCAAGGAGUUGCAAGACGAAGGAAGGAAGGGACUGGAGGCGUCAGAUGUCUCAGGGAACGACAUUAUCCUGGGUCUGCUCUGGCGCACAUUAAUGCGAGCCCGUGUAGCUGCUCGAGUGGCUGAUCGUGGUAAGAUGGCGGAUAUGGACUCCCAAUAUGAGCUACAGACUGUGUGCGAUGCCCGGCCUGACUUCUCGCAUAUGCUACCUGCCUCUUAUAUCGGAAACUGUGUCUUUUAUCAUCGAACCAAAGUCCCGCUGAGGGCACUGAUCGAACCGGAAUCCCCUCUGUCUUUCGUCGCACAUGCUAUCCGCCUAAACGCGCGCAAUAUCAACCACGAACAAAUCAUGGAUGCAUACAUGUUGGUGGACUCGAUGCCGGAUUUGACCCUACUUCAGCCGCUGCGACAUAUGAGCGUCGAGGACACAUGGAUGAUGUCGUCUAUGAUCAUGAUCCCGGAGGAUACGACGUGCUUUGGCGACAGUAUUUUCGCCAAUGGAGGCCAUCCGGUAGGAUUUCGCAUGCUUAUGGGCAGUCGCAAUCGAUCCCAAGUUCCUGCGUGCUACGUAAUGCCGCGGAAGAAACAUGGGGGACUGGAACUUGUCUUGAGUGUGUUUGAGGAUGAGUGGGAUUUUGUUGACAAAGAUGAAGAAUUUGGCCGCUAUACGAUGCACAUGGCAUAA
Clonostachys solani is the source of this 1479-nucleotide messenger RNA. Lineage: Eukaryota; Fungi; Ascomycota; Sordariomycetes; Hypocreales; Bionectriaceae. The record is from the annotation of a GenBank genome assembly.